GUUCAUCCAUUCGUGCCAUGUAGAGAGAGAGAGAGAGAGAGAGCGCACGACCUAUAACUCCCGAAAUCUCGUUUCUUGGGCCACGGAUUUCGCGAAUAUCAAGGCAUUAUAAAAAAUUUCCUGCCUGAUAUACCCGUUCAAAUGCAGAGUCCAAACAGCUCGAAACUCUCCUCCAUGGAUCGGUGGAUGCCUUCCAGGAAAUUUUCAGACAUGCCCAUCACAUUGCCUAGGGCUUAAAAGGGUUGGCUUCUUGAGGACGUGAGGUUUCAUGGGUUAAACUCAGGGAAUGAUUUUUUCUUGGAAGGUUGAACACAGGGAAUGAUGGGUAGUUUCAGUGAUGACGACAAAGAAUUCCGAUUCUUUGAUGCUCAGGAGGACGUCCUCUCGGUGUCCAGUUCUGGUACUGAUUGGCUUGAGAACUCGGAUUCGUCUAAUGUGUGUAGCGACUAUGCUUCGAGUGACGUCCAGUUCUGCUAUGAUGCGUGGAUAAGAAGUCCUGGAAGCAUUCAAGAGCGCCGAAGCAAAUUUUUAGAUCGGAUGGGUUUGAGCUUAGAUAGGAAUGUAGAGAAUAAUACAGUAGAUUUGUAUGGUUAUGUAGGAGAAGAGGUUGAUAGAGUUAGGAAAAGCAGUGGAGCUGUGCUGAGAACUUCAAAUUUUGUAGGUGGGUUUUGUUCCAGUCAGUCUUCAAUGUCAUGCUGGUCCAACGAUGCUUCAGAAUUAUCAAAAGAUUUGGUUUUGAAGGCGGAAUUUGUUUGCAGAACUGGGAACUUGGAUCACAAGAGAGAGUGUACUAUUGAUGAACUGAGGCAAGAUGGUAAGCUGAACAAAUGCCAAGUGGGUGUGGACCAACUAUCAGCUAGGGAAGACUUCCAGAACAGUUCCAGGUCAUCUCCUCCAGUUCACCAGCCUGAGCAGCCAGAUAUUGUGAGGGUAAGCAAUUCGGCAGGUGAAGUUAAAACUAAGGGUGUUAAGAAGAGGUGGUUGAGUAGAUUUCACUCCUUGCCAUGCAUUGAGGAUGGGCAAGCAGAGUCUGGAAGCCUAAGACCCGUUAACAUUGCUUCGAUUCGGGGAGCCAGGGCUCAGAGGGUUAAGGUUCGCCAAAGCGGAAAGCAGAUGAAGGAACUUUCAGCUCUUUAUAUGGGGCAGGAUAUUCAGGCCCAUGAGGGAUCAAUUUUGAUGAUGAAAUUCAGUCCUGAUGGUCGAUACCUUGCCAGUGCUGGUGAAGAUGGGAUUGUUCGCCUAUGGCAAGUGGUGGAGGACCAAAGAUCAAACGAAUUUGACAUCAUAGACAUAGAUCCAUCCUGUAUAUACUUCACGGUGAAUAAACUUUCCGAGCUUUCACCACUUGUUGUAGAGAAGGAGAAAAAAGGUAAAUUGAACCAGAGGAAAAGUUCAGACUCAUCUUGUGUCAUUUUACCCCAGAAGGUCUUCCGCAUACAAGAGAAACCAGUACAUGAGUUCCAUGGGCAUGUUGGCAAGAUCUUGGAUCUGUCUUGGUCAAAGAAUAAUCUUUUGCUGUCAGCUUCAAUUGAUAAAACUGUUCGUCUGUGGCAAGUGGGAUGCAACCAUUGCCUCAAAGUAUUUUCACAUAAUAAUUAUGUGACCUGCGUCCAGUUUAACCCAGUCGAUGAUAAUUACUUUAUCAGUGGUUCAAUAGACGGAAAAGUUCGCAUUUGGGGAACUCAUGGUUGCCAAGUGGUUGGUUGGGCUGAUAUUAAAGAAAUUGUCACUGCCAUCUGUUACCACCCUGAUGGACAGGGAGGAGUUGUUGGCUCCAUGACAGGCAAUUGUCGUUUUUAUAAUGUUUCAGAUAAUCACAUGCAAUUGGAUGCUCCAAUAAGCUUGCACAGUAAAAAGAAAUCGACCUGCAAAAGGAUAACUGGCUUGCAGUUUCUCCCACAAGACCCGAGCAAAGUGAUGGUCACUUGUGCUGAUUCGCAAGUCAGAAUUCUUUGUGGAAACAGUGUGAUUGGCAAGUACAAGGGUGUACGAAAUGCUGGAAACCAGAUACUUGCAUCCCUCACAUCAGAUGGGAAGCGUAUUGUCUCAGCAUGUGAAGAUUCAAAUGUUUAUGUAUGGAACUGCACUACCCAGAACGAGUCUGUCCCCUCUCAAGGAAAGAAUGUUAGAUCCUCUGAGCGCUUCUCCACAAAUGUAUCAGUUGCAAUACCUUGGUGUGGAUUGAAAUAUGGAGACUCGGCUAGCAAAUCCCAAUUUAAUCUCAUAAAUGGGAAUUCUGCCAAUACUCUGUUCUCUCCUGCUCAUUUCUCUUUGAACAAAGAAUUCUUGGAGUCUUUUCCCAAGGGUUCAGCAACUUGGCCAGAGGAAAAGCUCCCUACGUCAAGCUCACUGCCUGUGCCAUCUACUAUGCGCAAAUCUCAAUACAACUUUCUGAAGUCUUCCUGCAAGAGUACAUACAUUUCCCAUGCAUGGGGUCUGGUUAUUGUGACUGCAGGCUGGGAUGGACAUAUCAGGUCUUUCCUUAACUAUGGAUUACCAGUACCUGCUUGACAGCGCAAGGGCUUCGCAUAAUCUUCAAAGAAUUGAAUUUCAUCUGGCUGUCUACGCCCUUGUUUUGCUGCCCCAUUUGCCGAUACAAUGCUACAAGUCCACCAUUGCAUGGGCUGAGUAAAGUUGAUAUUUCCAGCAUAACUGCCUCUGCAGGUCCCAUGUCUCGUGUGCAGUGUAGAUGAUAGAAGGAAAUUUUGGGCAUUUCAGGGGCCCUUUGCUGGUCUCAUCAAGAUACUAUAAUCGAAGUGGAUAAUGACAGGCGUCAUUUCAGUGUUGGUGCAAUAAUCUGGAUCAGAAUCAGCAAUUGGCUAAGUUUGGUGAUCCGGGCUUCUGAUUUCCUGGCUUGAUUAUACUAUUCUUUAAUUUCUUUUCUUGCGAAGCUCGUGUGUGCUGACCCUGAAAGAAGGUAGAACAGUGUCAUGCAUUAGGGAACCCAAGUUGAGAGACAUAUCUGCAUUAUGGAGGGUGGCUGUGGGUCCUUGUAGAACCCCUUUACCCUCGUUAUCAAAAAAAUGGUGGCGCGAUUACAGAGCUGGUGGUUAGAAUUCAUUUGACAAAAGAAAAGUGGGUUACUUCACCUUUUAUAUAUAUUGCUUGGCUGGUUUGAAUGAUUGAGUUGGCUGCCAAUUCGGGUUUGCCUUUUGGUGGGGUCGAUCGCACCUGGGGUGCGAUACGGUUGGUGGCGCCGGGUCCUUGUACUCUGGACUGGCUUGCUCUCACAACCCUGUGGCUGAAAUGCGGAUAAAUUUAGAUCAGAUCAAAUGGCUGGUGCUUCCAUCCACGGGGGGAUAAGCUUCUUGGUUGCAGCAGGGCAACAAGCUGACCUUUUGGUAUUUUUUUUUGGACCAGAUGAUUAAUCCCAUUAUGUUUUACUGACAUCAUUUUUAAGAUUUAGUUUCCUAACUUUUGUAAUAGUCUUGGCUUCUGUUGGGGUUUUAAAGGUAGAAGAACGUCUUGGAUUUAGCAUAGUAUAUGUAACUAUUAUGCUCUUCUUCUGUAAAUAAAAGUCCAGGGGUGUUUUUUCCCCCCUUCUUCUUAA
This is a messenger RNA of Malania oleifera, 3550 nucleotides long. RefSeq lists its product as uncharacterized. The coding region runs from base 319 to 2511 and encodes 730 amino acids. The record is from RefSeq and is a predicted model, not a curated record. NCBI's taxonomy places the organism in Eukaryota, Viridiplantae, Streptophyta, Magnoliopsida, Santalales, Ximeniaceae. Gene Ontology annotation, molecular function: protein binding. The transcript is spliced from 9 exons.